AUGGCAAAGGAUGAAUUGGCGCUUCAAACAGUUGGUUUCCUGGUGGAGGAUGCACAGUUGAGGAUCAUCAAGGAUGCCAUUACUUCAUUGGAGGCGUGGAUGCUGCUCAAAGAAUAUUUCGUGAGAGAUUCAUCAGUUGGGAAAGUUGCGUUGGUCAAAAACCUAUCAAAACUGGAGCUGUCAGAAGACGGUGAUAUGCGGCAACAUCUGGUUGAAUUUGAGGCACUAUUUGAGAAAAUGGAAAACGUCGGAUGCAAAAUGGACGAGGACAUGAAGGCGGCAUUCAUCUUGGCAAGCUUGCCGCAGUCGCACGAAAGUAUCGUGUCGUUGAUUCAAGGGCGUUUAGAUGCGUUCACCACGAACUUUGAAAACGAAGCUGUUAGAAGAGUUUGA
Molecule: messenger RNA, 393 nt
Organism: Aedes albopictus (Asian tiger mosquito)
Lineage: Eukaryota; Metazoa; Arthropoda; Insecta; Diptera; Culicidae
Exons: 1
Coding region: 1-393 (130 amino acids)
Source: RefSeq, a predicted model, not a curated record